AUGCGAGUCCUUCUCCUUCUCCUCUUCGCUGCCACGUCAACAUGCUUCAAGAUUCUGGUUUGUGUGCCAAAGUUCGGCUACAGUCACAUGAAAACGAUGGGCAAACUGGCGGACAUUCUGGUGGAAAAUGGACACGACGUGGUAAGAGAGGGCACAAUUAGCGGGCGAGAGAGGAUUAGCGUGGCCGAUUGCAGACCUUUCUGAUGCCCGUCGACGCACCGGUUCCCAGCAAUGGAAGUAAUCUUGCCAAGGUCGUUCUGGUGCCGCCGAGUGAGUUGAGCACAUUCCAGAACGAAGAAAAACGGAUAAGUUUCAGGCGAGGAAGUGGUUAAUCUGAUGGAAGCGUCGAUGAAGACGGGAGCAGUGGCGAAUCUGUGGACGCAUUCGGCCAAUUCGAAGCAGGGAAUCAUGUGGUCGACCGAUCUCAUCGGCCAGGUUUCAUAUCUCAACACUAAAAGUUAGUGCAGCCUCGAUAACUCUGAAAGACGUCUCUGUUGAAGAUAUGAUCAACAAUGAAGACCUCGUUCGCCAAAUGAAAGAAGAGAAGUUCGACAUUGGAAUCACGGAGCUCUUUGACUUCUCGGGGCUUGCAUUCUUCGAGGUUAUUGGCCUGAAAAACGUUAUUGGAGCCCACACGACUAGUGUAUUCGAAGGAACUCUCAUGGCCACCGGAGCUCCGAUCCUCCCCUCUUUCGUGCCCAGUUCGCAGACGUUCACAGAUGACAGUGGAUCCCUGCUCUCCCGUCUCAACAAUCUUUACAUGACGUACUGGUCGUACGAGUUCCAGAAUAAAAUUCAAGGUUUCGCGCAGAAAGCGUUGGACGAACAUUAUGGGAAAGGCAAAGCGCCGAGGAUUUGGGUAAGAGGUGCUGAUCUUCGUGAGAAACUUGAGUCAUUUUCAGGAUCUCGUGAGAGAUAUCACGUGGUUCUUUGUGAAUUCCGAUCCGAUCUUUGACUUCCCGAAGCCGCUGCCGCAGAAUGUGAUCGAGAUUGCCGGCAUCUCGGUUUCCAAAACGAAUUCACUCGACAAAGAUUGGGAUGUCAUUUUGAGCGAAAGAAAGAAGAAUGUGCUCGUUUCAUUCGGAUCAAUUGCAUCUCCGACGACUAUGCCGGAAGCCGUCAAGAAAUCCAUUGUGACCACAUUUGCAGCGUGCGACCUCUUUUUGUUUCCAGUUUAAAAGAUUGGCUUCAGAUUCCCCGACGUGACAUUUAUCUGGAAGUACGAUGACACCGAGUCCCAUCUGACUAAACACCUCACAAAUGUGCACAUCGUCAAGUGGAUGCCUCAAAAUGACCUUUUGGGUGAGGCCGUAUCGCUUCUGAUAACUUCCUAACCGUCAAUUUGCAGCUGACAAGCGGGUCACAAUGUUCUGGACUCACGGAGGAAUGGGCAGUUUGAUGGAGAGUGCGCAGAAGGCAGUGCCGCUCAUCGUUGUCCCAAUCUUCGGAGAUCAAAUGAGAAAUGCGCAAAUUGCGAAGAGACAUGGAAUGGCUGUGAUCUACGACAAGAUGGAGCUGAGCAACUCGAAGAAACUGAUUGCCACGUUGAAGGAUGUGCUCGAGAACCCCGAAUACAAGAAGUCGGCGGAUCUUCUCGCCCGAAUCCUGGCAACUGAAAGGGUUUCCCCUCGUCAGAAGAUCAUCGAUACGGUAGAGUUGGCCGGAAGAUUCGGACAAAUGCCACGGUGGACAUCAGCCGGAAAGAACUUCUCGCUUCUCAAGUACUUCAACCUGGACAUUGUUCUCCUCUUCUUCUUCCUAAUUCUCUCUUCCGUUCUUUUCAUUCUUCAUCUCAUCAGGCAGGCCCUAGUGAAGCUUGGUUUCUCUGCAAACAAAGAGAAAUCCGAGUAG
Caenorhabditis sp. 36 PRJEB53466 is the source of this 1851-nucleotide messenger RNA. Lineage: Eukaryota; Metazoa; Nematoda; Chromadorea; Rhabditida; Rhabditidae. The record is from the annotation of a GenBank genome assembly.